Messenger RNA from Camelina sativa (false flax), 891 nucleotides. Lineage: Eukaryota; Viridiplantae; Streptophyta; Magnoliopsida; Brassicales; Brassicaceae. The record is from RefSeq and is a predicted model, not a curated record.
AUGAAAGACCUAGGCAAACUUAAAUACUUUCUUGGCAUUGAAGUGGCUCGUAGUGAGGCUGGUUUCUUUCUCUCGCAGGGAAAGUAUGCAUUGGAUAUUAUUGCAGAAACUGGUCUCUUAGGCUGCAAGCCUGCUCCAACACCUGUUGAACAGAAUCAUGGUCUUGCUGUUGCCACUGGUCCUUCCGCUGAUGUUCCUCGCUAUCGUCGUCUCGUGGGCCCUCUCAUCUAUCUUGCUAACACUCGUCCUGAACUUGGCUACAUUAUUCAGCUCUUAGCAUCGUUUAUGCACAAACCGCUUCAAGCUCAUUGGGAGGCUGCUCUUCAUGUGGUUCGAUACCUAAACGGUUGUCCUGGUCAAGGCAUUUUGCUAAGCUCCAGUCCUAAUCUCCGUGUCUCUUCGUUUUGUGACGCUGACCACUCUGGUUGUCCACUUACUCGCCGUUCUCUCAGUGCUUACAUUGUUUUUAUUGGCGACUCACCAAUUCAUUGGAAGACAAAGAAGCAGAAAACAAUCUCUCGUUCCUCUGCAGAUGCGGAAUAUCGCGCUAUGUCCGACACCCUGUGUGAGCUCAAAUGGUUUAAGGAGCUUGCCGAGUCUCUUUGUGUCUCUCAUUCCGGCCCCAUGCAUUUGUUUUGUGAUAGCAAGUCGGCCAUUUAUAUAGCCUCCAAUCCUGUCUUUCACGAAAGGACAAAGCAUAUUGAGUCCGACUGUCACCAGGUUCGGGAUGCUGUUCUCGAUAAGUUUAUUUUCUUGGAACAUGUCUCAUCUCGCACUCAGCUUGCUGAUAUACUGACAAAGCCUCUGCCGGGACCCCAGUUUCAUGACUUGCUCUCCAAGCUGGGUAUUCGCAAUCUCACACUUCCAGCUUGCAGGAGGGUAUCAAGAUAA